CGGCGAUUGGCUGAGAGCGGUCACGUGCGCUGGACGCGCGCGGGGGCGGGGCCGCGGUUGCCGGGGCGACACCGGCGGCGACUGAGGGGAGAAGGGGACAGCUUCAUCAGCGAUGAGAAGUAGCAGCAGCCCUUAGCAAUGGGUGAUGUUUUAGCCUACGAAGCAGAGUUACUUGGACUAGUGAAAGAGUAUUUGGAUUUUGGCGGAUUUCAAGAAACAGUGAAAGUACUUAAAAAGGAAUGUAAAAUAAAAGGGAAGCCACUACCUAAACCAGCAGAUGUUUCCUCAGAAGAUUCGUCACCUGUUCAGGAAGGAAUACUUAGGGCAUUUGAAGAUGGUGAUCAGAAAGUUUUCUUCCAGCUCUGGGAGGAGCAUGUUUUGUCUUCAGUCCAUGACAGUGAUCCAGUUGCUCAGAAUCUGGAGUUCUAUCUCCACAUCUAUUUUGCCAUCUUCCUCUUGAAACAAACUGUGGGAAAGCCUGACAAAGCUGAACUUGAGGAAAGGAUUUCUUAUUUCAAGGCAUACCUGGAAACAAAAGGAGCUGCACUGAGCCAGACUACAGAGUUUCUUCCCUUCUAUGCUUUGCCUUUUGUUCCCAAUCCCAUGGUACAUCCCUCAUUUAAGGAACUUUUCCAGGAUUCUUGGACAUUGGAUUUAAGGACAAGAUUGGAAAAGUUCCUGUCUCUGACUCUGAAAGCCAGACAGACUCCUCGGCUUCUCACUAUAUUUAAGGAUAGUGGACAGUGCAACAAAGAAAUGAUGCAACAUCUUCAUCAACAGUUAGUGCAGCGUGAGCACAGGUACAUGACCAAUCUGAAACGAUUUCAAAAGUUGCAGAUGGACUACUAUAAUCUCCUUGGAGUCACUGCAGAGCUGGUGGAUUCUUUGGCAGCCACAGUCACUGGCAAGAUGAUUACACCAGAGUAUCUUCAAAGUGUUUGUGCUUGCUUGUUUAGUAAUCAUUUGAAACAAACUGUAGCACACAACAUUGACUUCACAAGGCCUGGAACUGGAUAUUACUCUAUGAGCCCUUGUGAUGACGGAUAUGCUUCCACACUGUUAAGAGCAUCUUUAGCCUCUAUGAAGGUACAGGACGUGCCAUUGUUGCCCUCUUUGGAUUAUGAGAAGCUGAAGAAAGAUUUGAUCACAGGGAGUGAUCGUCUCAAGGCCCUCUUACUGCAGGCUCUGCGCUGGCGCUUGACAACGUCAUAUCCUGGAGAACAGAGAGACACUAUCAUGCAAGCCUACAUCAGUAAUGACCUCCUAGAUUGCCACAGCAACUGUCAGAGAAGUGUCCUCCAAUUAUUAUAUUCUAAGAGUGAGGUAGUCAGACAGUAUAUGGCAAGGCUCAUCAAUGCUUUUGCUUCACUGACAGAAGGUCGUGCCUACCUUUCUCAGAACCCAACAUUGCUGCAAAUGCUGCAGGACAGACUGAAAGCUGAAGACAAGGAUUCCCUUACAUGGGAGAAUGUUCUGGGGGCUCUGCAGAAAUUCAGCCUCAGGCGUACAUUGCAGUCAGCAAUGAUCAAAGAUGGGCUCAUUUUCUGGCUGGUUGAUGUUCUGAUAGACCCAGACUGCCUGUCUGAAUACAACCUGGAGUAUUGUGCUGCCUUGCUCAUGAAUCUUUGUCUGCGGAGUGCAGGGAAGAAAAUAUGUGCAAGUAUCCCAAAUCACACGCUCAGAGUUCUUUCUAGUCUUCUUGACCAUGAGAAUCCUAAGGUCCAGUCCUAUGUGAAUGGAGCACUGUACAGUAUUCUGGCCAUCCCUUCUGUCCGAGAAGAAGCCAAAGAAAUGGGAAUGGAAGAAAUUCUGCGCUGCUUUAUCAAGGAGAGAAGUGGAGAGAUGGUUCGACAGAUGGAAUAUGUUAUCAAGCAACUCAAUUCAGAAGAGCCAUUCAAUGAAAAUAUUGUGUCUGAUGAUGAUGAUGACGAAGAGGAGUAUGAGGAAGAGGACAGUGACAUCCUACAACCUGAUCUGGACAAAGAUGAGAUUCUGCUGCCUCAGCUCGGGGAGCUUUCAGGAGAGAAGCUGCUAACAACCGAGUACUUGGGAAUAAUGACUCACACUCCAAAAACUAAGAAGAAACAAUUUGCUGGUGUCCAUCAGAGUAUAGAUGAGCCUCUCCAGAGACCUGUGACACCAGGUUAUCACAGAACUGCAUAUCCAAUGCCAGAAAACGGUACCAACUCUUGUCACAAUAGGGAUGAGAAGCUGCAGUCUCCACCAAGUGGUCCUUCUUCUAUUUGUGGUGGGAGCCAGUCCAGCAUUUCUGACUUCUGCAUUUCCCCCUCAUCAGUUGAAAUGAAGCCAUCUGAAGUAUUUGCAUCAGGCCACAGAAUGGACCAACACAUCCCAGCUGGUGAUACCUCAUCUUCUCGAUCUGCUGGCUUCACUGAGGACAGAGUAAAUGGUCACUCACACAGCGAGUUUGCCUUAGCCUUCACCAGCAAACCCAAGAUCCCUCGCACUCCUGAUGGCCAGAGCAGCAGCCCUAGAAAGGGAAAGGUCCCAGGCAUUGCUCCUCAGUUCUCUCAGUCUGGACCACAAAAAAGCCAUCCAAGCUCCUCAGGAUCAUCCACAAGCAGCAGACAGAGCAGCCAGUCCUACAGGAAGUGAGAACAGUUCCUUUCCUCGAGAAUCACCUGUCACAUUGUUGAAGGACAGAGCCAGCUUCCUGUAAUGAGCUUUACUGGUGACCUGCAGAGGAGAGCGAGGUUGUUGACACUGCAGGCCUCGCACGAGGAUUCAGGAUUAUCUGAUGGGAUGUGUCUGUGGUCUCUAAAGCUGCCUAAGACAAGGGCCUUGUUAUUAGAGUUAGAGGUCUCAGCAGCAGCCCAGGACUGACAUGGGAGAUGGAUAUUCUCUGAUAAUUUACUCUGAAGUGACAUUGCCACCUCGAGAAGAAACUCUUGCUCUCUGCCUUCUGUGUCAGAGUAACUGGCCUUUGGAAACAGGAUGUAGGCUCAGCCCAGGAGUCUUACCAAGCAACUGUGUUUUUUACUUAUUGCUUGCUGAAGCUGCCAAUUGCUUUUUGUAAAAUUUUGCCUGUAUGACCGGGCUGAGAGAUGUCUGUGUUCAAAGGAUCUGCAUGAGGAGGGGCAGUGUCUGCCACAUGUGCAGAGCCUUCCUGCCCGGAGCAGUCCUGUGUGGGAUGAGAUCUGUAUGGCCCCCAGACCCUGAGGAGGAAGGAUUUCAUCAGCUUCUGGUUGACCUGUAGCAGAUGAAAAACACUGUUACAGUGCCCAAGGCAGCAGCCAUGCUCACCUCUGAGGUCUUUAUCUGCAGCAAUUACUCCUGUUUCUUCUUUCUGCAUUUUUUUUUAAAUUCUGCUAUUUAACAUUUGUGGAAUUAAAGAUCUCUUUUUUCCCUGGAAUGAAGAGCUUUGCUUCUUCAUUCAUAGAAGAAACCAUGAGAAUGUGAACAGAUCAGAAGCAACUUUCUCUUUACAUGUAACUGUGCUCCAUCUUCUUCGGUCUUUGUUGCUUUUUUUAUGUUUUUCACUUCAGAGCAAUGACUGUUUAUGUCUUUAUGGAAUUUGUGCUGGUCUUUGGUGCAUAUGAAGUGCUGGCUAGGCAAGAGAGAUUAGGAAUCCUUCCACUAAAUAAAAAGCAGCAGUUAGUUCUGCCAGUGAAUUACAAA
Messenger RNA from Prinia subflava (tawny-flanked prinia), 3639 nucleotides. RefSeq names its product armadillo repeat containing 9 (gene ARMC9). Gene Ontology annotation, biological process: cilium assembly. Gene Ontology annotation, cellular component: ciliary tip; centriole; ciliary basal body. The record is from RefSeq and is a predicted model, not a curated record. Gene Ontology annotation, molecular function: protein binding. Lineage: Eukaryota; Metazoa; Chordata; Aves; Passeriformes; Cisticolidae.